AUGCCCCUAGCCGGCCCCGCUAACAAACAGCCACCUUGCCUGCCCACUGCCUCUGGCACUUUCCAGCCCUCUGGAGUCAGUGGCUGCAGCAGCAGGGCCCCGGGCUUUGCACUCGCCUUCCUCACCGGGCCACUGGCGGUGUGCGGGGACACAGAGGGCGAGCACCUGGACCCUGCCAUCCGCACCCAGUGCUAAGACUCCCAGGACCCGAAGUGUGGCCCCACCCACUGGAUGGAGAUGGCCUUUGCUUGUGGGGGCCCAGCCCAGUCCCCCAUCAACAUUGACCUUCACCUAGUCUAGCAGGACCCCACCCUGGGACCUUUCAUCUUCCAAGGCUACAACUCAGCACCUCCAGGCCCAUGGAUCCUGGAAAAUGAUGGCCAUACAGUGCUGCUCUGCAUGGACACUGGCCCGCAGAGCCGUCUGGGGAUUCGGGGCGCCGGGCUGCCCCUGCCUGCCUACCGCGCCCUGCAGCUGCACUUCCACUGGGGGGGCCCUGGGCGAGGAGGCGAGGAGCACAGCCUGGAUGGGCACUGGUACCUCUCACGAUCUGUGCCUCUCCAGAUGCACGUGCUCCACAUGAGCACAAGGUACCAGAGCCUGGGGGAGGCGUGAAGUCACCCUGAUGGGCUGGCCUUGCUGGCGGUGCUGUUGGUGGUGAGGGAGGAGCAAGACACUGACAAGGCCAACUUCUCUGCCCUUGUGUCAGCCCAGAAGAACGUGUCCCAGUGUGGGGUCUCGGUGAAUCCGGCAUCCGCCUUCCCGAGGGCCUCGCUGCUACAGGAUGCCUCCGGCCUCUCCCGCUACCACCGCUACUCAGGGUCGCUGACCACGCCCGGCUGCCAGCCUGCGGAUGUCUGGAUGGUCUUAGAGGACAGGGUACCCAUCUGGCGCGCGCAGGUGGCCCAGUUCCAGACUGUGCCCCAGGCCAGGCCCCCUGGCUCAAACCCUGCACCGCUCAGGGAGAAUUUCCGCCCACAGCAGCCUCUCCAGGGGUGCAGGGUGUUGGCCUCUCCCAGCACCUCCAUCAGCAAGGCAGCCUCGGCCCCCGCCCCACCCCUAGCCAGUGUGCACCGGGCUCUGCUGGGCCUGGGGCUCAGCUUGUGGCUCUGGCAGAGCCCCUAG
This is a messenger RNA of Mirounga angustirostris (Northern elephant seal), 1125 nucleotides long. RefSeq names its product carbonic anhydrase 15-like. Gene Ontology annotation, biological process: one-carbon metabolic process. The transcript is spliced from 8 exons. Gene Ontology annotation, molecular function: carbonate dehydratase activity; zinc ion binding. Gene Ontology annotation, cellular component: plasma membrane. The record is from RefSeq and is a predicted model, not a curated record. NCBI's taxonomy places the organism in Eukaryota, Metazoa, Chordata, Mammalia, Carnivora, Phocidae.